Molecule: messenger RNA, 311 nt
Organism: Rhizopus microsporus ATCC 52813
Lineage: Eukaryota; Fungi; Mucoromycota; Mucoromycetes; Mucorales; Rhizopodaceae
Exons: 3
Coding region: 61-234 (57 amino acids)
Source: RefSeq, a predicted model, not a curated record
UCUUUUAUCAAAAAGGAUACCUUUGGGGUUUUUCACAUUCUAAUCAUCAACAUUGGUAGUAUGGUCUGCUUUCGUGCCGCAUCAUCCAAUGGGGUCCUCUGCUUUGUAUGGUCUGCUUUCGUGCCAGCUUUGCUAGAGAAUGUGUUGGCCUCCCCCCCUUUUUUUUUAGAUAAGAUUUUUCUGUCUGCAUGGCAUUUAAUUGGCAUGUUUACGUCAGGUCCCAUAGCUAGGUGAUAAACACUGAAAAUACAAAUUUUGUAACCCACUUAUUUUGUUCUUAAUGAAUUAAUAAAGCCCUUAUUUUAUUAUAA